Molecule: messenger RNA, 1636 nt
Organism: Parasteatoda tepidariorum (common house spider)
Lineage: Eukaryota; Metazoa; Arthropoda; Arachnida; Araneae; Theridiidae
Gene: Argl
Product: Argininosuccinate lyase
Cellular component (GO): cytosol
Molecular function (GO): argininosuccinate lyase activity
Source: RefSeq, a predicted model, not a curated record
CAAUAAGAAAGCACUUUUGUUUACUAAACAAAGUUCAGGUGGUUUCAGCUGGUUAGCGAUUUAAGAUCAACUCACUUUCCAAAGAUUCCUUUUGAUAUUUCUGAAAAUUUUGCUGUCUGAUAACAAGAGAAUUCAUUUCCAAAAUGGCACAUGAAAAAUUAUGGGGUGGAAGAUUUAGUGAAGGCUUGAAUCCUGCUAUGGAAUCCUUCAACAACUCGAUAACAUUUGAUAAAGUGUUAUGGGAUGUUGAUAUAAAAGGAAGUCUUGCAUAUGUGAAAGCUUUAGAAAAGUGUGGUUUAGUAACUGUGGAAGAAAGUGAAAAAAUUGUUUUUGGAUUGACUCAGGUAUCUGAGGAAUGGGCUUCAAAAACAUUUGUUUUGAAAAAUGAUGAAGAUAUCCACUCGGCAAAUGAAAGAAGGCUAAAGGAAAUUAUUGGAAACGAAGUUGGCGGUAAACUGCAUGUUGGUCGCAGUCGUAAUGAUCAGGUUGCUACUGAUGUCCGCUUAUGGCUAAGAGAGCAGUCAUCAGUUUUAAAAUCAAUGUUGAUAUGCUUUAUUAGAAUUUGCUGCGAACGAGCUAAGAGAGAAAUUGAUAUUCUGAUGCCUGGAUAUACUCAUCUCCAAAGAGCUCAAGCGAUAAGGUGGAGUCACUGGCUUCUCAGUUACGCGUGGUAUUUUCACAAUGAUGCUAAUAAAUUGGAGGAUGUCAUUUCUAGAAUGAAUAUAAGUCCAUUGGGAAGUGGAGCACUGGCAGGUAAUCCCUUUCCUAUUGACAGGGACUUCCUUGCAAAAGAGCUUGGGUUCUCUGGUUGUACUCCAAAUAGUCUUCAUGCUGUAGGUGACAGGGACUUCAUUGCGGAAUUUUUGUUCUGGGGUGCAUUAGUCGCAACACAUUUCAGUAAAUGGGCAGAAGAUUUGCUUCUAUAUAGUACAAAAGAAUUUGGAUUUGUAUCAAUUGCUGAUGCUUACAGUACUGGUAGCAGUUUGAUGCCACAGAAGAAAAAUGCUGACAGUUUAGAAUUAAUCAGGGGGAAAAGUGGUAGAUUAAUAGGGAAUUGUAUGGCAAUACUUGUUGUUUUGAAAGGUUUGCCUAGUACCUUUAAUAAGGAUCUACAGGAAGACAAAGAGCCUAUGUUUGAUAGCUAUAAUACUUUGGCAGAAUUGUUUCAGGUGGCUUGUGGUACUCUGGAAACUUUAACUAUUCAUAAAGAUGCAUGCUUUUCUGCUCUCUCAUCUGAUAUGUUUGCUACAGAUGUUGCUUAUUAUUUAGUUCGAAAAGGGAUUGCUUUUCGAGAUGCUCAUAAACUUGCAGGGGAAGUUGUUGCAAAAGCUGAAAAAGAAAAUUGUACUAUUUCAGAGCUUCCUUUGUCUCAUUUGAAAGACAUUAGUGACCGCUUUGAAGAAGACAUAUCUUCUUUGUGGAACUAUGAGAGUAGCGUUGAGCAGUAUCAAGCUUUUGGUGGAACAGCUAAAGAGAACAUCCUCUUACAAGUUGAGCAGCUGGAACAAUGGAUCUGUGAUAGUCAGAUUUUGACCACUCAAGUUUAAGUGAUUUUAACAUCAGUGCUUUUGAUGUUUGCCAAAUGAUUUAUAGUCCUAUUGUUAUUUUCUAAAAAUAAAGUUUUUGAAGUUUAUUU